Messenger RNA from Gossypium raimondii (Peruvian cotton), 908 nucleotides. RefSeq lists its product as hypothetical. Lineage: Eukaryota; Viridiplantae; Streptophyta; Magnoliopsida; Malvales; Malvaceae. The transcript has 4 exons. Bases 180 to 554 code for a protein of 124 amino acids. The record is from RefSeq and is a predicted model, not a curated record. Gene Ontology annotation, cellular component: chloroplast envelope.
UCCACAAAACAAAUUUAAAAACCAACUUCGAAAAGCCACAGCUAGAAAAAAAAAAGCUAAUCCACAAUAUUCCACAGCUUCGCUAAUUUCCAUUCAUUUUUUAUCAAUAUCUUGAUUUUCAUCAAGAUUUGGAACCAAAACCUAUAGUUUGUUUACGUUUCGGUCGUUAAGAAAAAACUAUGUCGAAGAAAGGCGGAGCUUCGUUGCAAAAGGAUGUUCCAUGGCGGGCCUCAGCCGGAAAAUCAGUUCCUAAAAUCCACCACUCGCCUGUUCUUCGUAUACGUCAAAACCCUAAUUCCAAUUACGCCAUCGCUGUCAUGAAGCACCCGGAUCCUAUAGGAAGUGGGUUAGCGACUGAGGCUAUUGUGGAAGCGGCGGGACCCGAAUGUAUUGUUCCGGGUCAGGUUACUCCUGUUAGAUUACUUGGUCUUAAGGUGUGGCCAAUUGAAGUUAACACGAAAUUUUUGGAACCAGUCGGUAAAGAACUAAAGCUGCUUGGAAAGUUCAUGGACGACGCUGUCAACCUCAUGAACAAAUCAUUCAUAGAUCGCUAAUGGCUUAGGCGUUUUACGCCAUCGAAAGCAAAUGGGGCACCAAAAAGGGUAGGAUAUCUCAGGUUAUUGUUGCAAUGAAGAAGUUGCAGCAUGUGGACCGAAUGGUGACUGUAAGUAAGAUGCUUUUACUGUUCUUUUUUUUUUUUUUAUCAUUUUCCGCUGCUAGAGUCGAAACAAUCGCGAUCGACACAUGUGAUGAUUAAGUUUGAGGUUUUUUUUUAUUUUUAUUUUUUUUAUAUUUUGGGUUUAAAAUGAUUUUUAUAGAAUUUUCAUCUUUAGAAUUCAGAUGUUGAGACAGUAAUGUAUGAGUUUCCUUGCACCAAGUUUGAAUAAAUAUGAUCUUAGUAGCUUUAA